AAUUGGCAUCUUAGGUUCUGCCGUUACAAGUGUUAUUACUAUUUUCACGAUCUUUGAGAACCACGAUCCUAUGAUGUUGUCAUUCUGGAAACAACAUCCCAAGCCACUCAUCUACUGUAUUAUGUCCUUUUACAAAUGUCAAUGCAGAUCUAAGGGUUUCUACAUAUGUUUUUUAUUUUUAACCUCCAGAUAUGCAUAGAAUCUUUCCUAACCGUUCGUCUCCCGCUAUCGGUCGAGCACGUGGUCACCGAAGAAAAAAAAGCACGCAAUAGCCCGAGCAGCUGUAGCCCAGCCGACUAAUCAAGUGAAACAUCGUCCCUUCAUCUUCCUUUUCCUCGUGAUACUCUCCAAACGCUUUUUAUCGGUCUUCGGAGGUCAUUAAUGGCGGAUCCAGAGAGAAUUGAUUGGUCUUCCCUUGCGUUGAGGGCGUUGAGCAAGCGGCGGACCUGGGCCUUCCUUUUCCUUCUCGUCUACGCUCUCCUCCUCUUCUCCUCCUGGAACCUCGUCCUCUCCAUCCGCUCUUGGUACGCCUCCGCCGCCGCCUCCGCCCCUUCACCGGCCUCUCUCGGCUGGCCAGCGCUCUACGCCUCUGUACUUUACGGUGGUGUCUUCGGGCUUCUCUCCAUGGGGGCGGCGCUCGCCGUCGCUGUGCCGGCUACCGUCGUCACUUGGAUUACUGUCCUCGUGCUUCUCGCUUUUGCUGGAAAGCCACGCCGGACGCUUGUGGCUGAGGGGCGGCGGAUCACCGCUGACAUCGCUGGAUUCGCAGUCAAGAUCCUUCUCCGAGAGGGCAAUCUCGUUGCCGCGUUAUGUGCUCUCGUCAGUUUCGUCGCCUUGAUCCUUCGGAGGAAGGGAACUCAACAGGGGCAACAACUUGGGGAUUUGUACACGAAUUAGACGCCAAUUUUUUCCUUUCCUUUUUUUUUUUCUCUUCAAUUUAAUGUCUUGUAAGGUAGAGGAAGGGGUAGUUGAAGAAAUUCUCUGCCCUAGAACUGCUUUUUAAUAUUUUACCAUUGUUUAUAUACAUGGGUUAUCUUGUCAAAUUUUGCACCGGAUCUUUUACUGGUUGUGUUUUGUGAUGUAAUAAAUAUAGUAGUUUCUAACUUUAGCUAUGCUUUGCUUGCAAGCUCGGAAUGUCUCUCUGUAGAAUGACCUGCCGACUAAACAUUAGACGGAUUUUUGUGCAGACAAGUCUGAAUAAAACAGUGAUUUGCAUUCAUUUUGGCAAUUGAUUUGGCCAAA
This is a messenger RNA of Phalaenopsis equestris, 1242 nucleotides long. RefSeq lists its product as uncharacterized. The transcript has a single exon. The record is from RefSeq and is a predicted model, not a curated record. Bases 382 to 897 code for a protein of 171 amino acids. NCBI's taxonomy places the organism in Eukaryota, Viridiplantae, Streptophyta, Magnoliopsida, Asparagales, Orchidaceae.